CGCGUAGAUUAAUAUUCCCGUUCCUUGGAUAGCGAGCGCCCUACUUAACCAUAAAGCCUGCUGCAUCUGAGAUCUUGAUAUCAUGCCAUACCAGCCCAUCCAGAAGUUCUAACAGUCGAGAAAUCGUUUUUCCGAGCUCGAUAUUGCCAAUGAUGUCGCCAGUUGAGGUGCCACGCGACACAGUGCCCCACAUUACUCCCACCACACAGCCAUAUGGCGGCCCAGCGGCUGCCUCGUCAAGUAAAAGGUCGGUCAGCACAACUGAGACGGUGCACGGCGCAGAAGACAUGGUCGAUGAGAAGCUGGAGAGCGGCACAGCGGUGAAGGGGCCGGCUGUUUUCCGCGGCUUCUGGCACGAGAUGCUGUUCAUCAUGAUUGUUACGUCGGCGCAAUUGAUUACUCAAGUCAACCUAGGUAAUACGAUUAUACCGAUAGCAGCUGUUGCGGAAGGACUGGGAAUCCCGAAUAAACCGGCAGAUCAGAGCUGGUUUGUAGCAAGCUACUCAUGCACAGUCGGCGCUUUUGUCCUGAUAACCGGCCGCCUCGGCGAUAUCUAUGGCCGGAAGAAUCUAUUCCUGAUAGGCUGGCUCUGGCUCGCAAUCUUCAGUCUCGCAGCCGGCUUUGUUCGAAACCAUAUCGCCUUCGAUGUGCUUAGGGCGCUUUCCGGUAUCGGACCUUCGAUCAUGAUGCCAAACGCUGCAGCAUUGCUUGCCGGUGCAUGGCCAGACACCAGAUCCCGACACGACCAAUCGCGGAAAAUGCUCGCGUUUUGUGUCUUCGGCGCCAUUGCGCCUGGUGGAUAUGUCCUCGGCGGGGCAUGGGGAGCUGCAGUGAUAGAGACGGGGCUACCAUGGGGAUGGAUAUAUUGGAGUAUAGCCAUUGUGUGUAUCGGUCUUGCGGUGGCUUCGUGGGCGGUCAUUCCGAAUACACAAGGACUGAAUGGAAGAGGAGAGGGCACCGUGGAUUAUCUCGGUAGUGUAGUUGGAGUCACGGGCCUAAUACUCGUCUUUGUUUCUUUGAACGGCGGCCCAACUUUCGGCUGGUCAGCACCACAGACGCCUAUAUUACUAGUCGUAGGCCUCCUCCUUCUCGGCCUCUUCUGCCACAUCGAGAACAAAGUCGCGCACCCAAUCCUCCCUAUGAGCAUCUUCAAAUCACCCACCUUCGUAGCCGUCGCCAUCUCCCUCUGCGCAGGCUGGAUGUCCUUCGGAAUGUUCCAGUACUACCAACCACACUUCCUGAUGGAAUUCCGUGGUGUGAGUCCUUUGCAGACAUCAUUGCAGCUUCUUCCAUGCGCGGUAAUCGGUCUCGUCGCUGCCGUGUUGGCCGUAAUACUGCUUCCACGGGUGCCUGGAUACGUCAUCUUCGGCGCCUCGAUGAUAUCAUUCUUCAUCGGACAGACAAUGCUGGCAUUCACUCCCGUCGAGCAGACCUAUUGGGCUAUGACUUUUCCAACCUGUAUCAUCAUCUGUUUCGGACCGGAUCUCUCCUUCGCAUGCGCCAGUCUCAUCGCGAGCGAUAAAUUGAAACCGGAGGAACAGGGCGUGGCGGGGAGCUUUAUCAACACCAUCGUCAACUACUCCGUGGCGAUUGGGUUGGCGCUGGCAGGGAAUGUGGAGGUUAAUGUUAAUAAUGGGGGGAGGGAUAAGCUGGCUGGCUAUCGGGGCGCCCAUUAUCUCGGCAUGGGGUUGGCCGCCAUGGGCAUGUUCUUUACGGCAGUGUUUUGGAAGGGGAUGGCGAAGCGGCACACCUCAGGGGAUUGAUUAUCCUCAUGUAAAGUACUAUCUACGACUUAAUAUAGAGCAUCUAUUGUAAAUGGGA
Tricharina praecox is the source of this 1821-nucleotide messenger RNA. RefSeq names its product YOR378W-like protein. The transcript is spliced from 4 exons. Bases 150 to 1763 code for a protein of 537 amino acids. NCBI's taxonomy places the organism in Eukaryota, Fungi, Ascomycota, Pezizomycetes, Pezizales, Pyronemataceae. The record is from RefSeq and is a predicted model, not a curated record. Gene Ontology annotation, biological process: transmembrane transport. Gene Ontology annotation, cellular component: membrane. Gene Ontology annotation, molecular function: transmembrane transporter activity.